AUUGCGGUGUAUGGUGAAGAAGUGGAUGGUAUAUCGGUCGGUUGGUCGCUGGAGACUCUUUCGCAUGGGUUCUCCAUGAGGUUCUUUUCCAUUUUAUUUUCAGUGUGUCUCUCGAGUGCGAUGAACGUGGAUCAAGAUCCACAAUCAACUUGUGCUCCUCUCCCAAUGAAGAAUUCACCGUGAUCUUGGAUUAUCAGAGUUAUUCAAAGUGCAAGAUAAUUUUAAUAAAAGACUAAAGUGCAGAGUUUUAGUGCAACUUUUCGCUUUUAUUCAACAAAACCGAAGUGGAUGAGGACCUGAGGGAGAAUUUUUUUUAGUGAAAUACAGUGAACAAUAAGUUAAAAUUAUUUUUAGUCGAACAAAAAAAAAUAGUAAACAGGAAUAUCUUUCAAUGGAUUGGCAGAGGAGUUGUUUUCUUAUCUCUUUUGUGAUCAUUUGGUGUGUGUCUGCAGAGGAGGAGGUCAGACUUCUUGGUAGCCAGUGCCAGCACGACAUGGACUGUUCUGAUGCCAUCGCUGCCAGUUUCUGCAAUCAGAACAACGAAUGCGAGUGCAGAGAGGAGUUUGUCCAAUUCAACAGCACUCAAUGUCUCAAUGCUCUAUUGCUGGGUAGCGAGUGUCUGCUGGAGGCGCAAUGUACCAAGAAAGUCACCAACAGUGGCUGUUCAGAUGGAAUCUGUCGAUGCUCUGAGGGAUUCCUCCAGUUUAGACGACACACUUGUUUAUCUCCUGCCCCUCCUGGAACUGUCUGCUACAGCAAUGAGCACUGCAGAAUGUGGGACAAGAGGAGCUUCUGUGACUUCUUGAUACCCAAUCUCUUCGGGCGGUGUCAAUGCCAGAAUCCUGCUCGACUGGAAGGAAAUGUCUGUAUUGCUCCGGAAGAGGAAGUAACAACACAGGAACCUUUAGAGGCAACGGAAGAACCAGAAGACCUUCCAGAAUCAGCACCUCUCAAGCAAGAAAGCCCCACCGAAGAGAGCCAAAGCAACGAGGCUAAAGAAUCCUUCGAUGAUGAAACUGAAGAGGCUACAAAUACUCCUGCGGCAAUUUACGAAGCCAGGAAGGAUUCCUCAGCAUCCAGUGAAGAAAUCCAGCAUCUCCUUAAAACUCACAGUGUACGAGGUAGAAUUGAUUUAGGCCAUGGACCAGUAUCACUUGGACAUCCCUGUUCGGAUGACCAACAGUGUCAACUUGCGGAUACCUUUAGUUUCUGCAACAAAGCUGGAAGAUGUGACUGUGCAAAGAUUGAGGGGCUUCAAGAGGAGUGUCAUGCAAAUAAAACAGGAUGCACUGCCGGAACGUUUCAGUGCCGCUCGAGUGGAAUCUGCAUCUCAUGGUAUUUCGUCUGUGACGGUCGACCGGAUUGUGCGGAUGCAUCAGAUGAGGAAUGCAAAGCCACAGAAACAUCCCAGUGUCCCCCACAAACGUUCUUCUGCCAUCGCAGUUCCAAGUGCAUCUCCCGUGGUGCUCGAUGCGAUGGACGUCGACAGUGUCCGGACGGUGAGGAUGAGGCAGACUGCAGUUCCAUCGCCACUGGACAGUGUCCUCAAGGGACCUUUAGGUGUCGCAGUGGCGAAUGCCUCCCGGAAUAUGAGUACUGCAACUCAAUUGUCUCAUGCCGAGACGGAAGCGAUGAGCCAGCCUAUCUUUGUGGCUCUCGCGAGAUGCCAGCAAUCUUCUUCAGACUCCUGAGCAGCUUUGAGAAUGUCUACUGCCCUCUGAGGUGCCGAAAUGGACGAUGUAGAUCUACAGCAAUUGCCUGUUCUGGACGCAAUGGAUGCGGAGAUGGCACAGAUGAGGAAUCAUGCUCAGUAUGUCACUGCUCUAAUCCAAACACAAUCUGAUUCUCCUCUCAAAGAACCUCAAAACCAGCCCUGUAAAUAGAAAAGCUUUCUCUUCGUGACGUCACCGUGGAUUCUAGAGGUGACUCCCCUAGUGUGUAAAAAUAAAGGACAAAUAUUUAGGAA
Molecule: messenger RNA, 1966 nt
Organism: Phlebotomus papatasi
Lineage: Eukaryota; Metazoa; Arthropoda; Insecta; Diptera; Psychodidae
Gene: ImpE1
Product: low-density lipoprotein receptor-related protein 1B
Exons: 6
Coding region: 392-1843 (483 amino acids)
Molecular function (GO): protein binding
Source: RefSeq, a predicted model, not a curated record